This is a messenger RNA of Tetrapisispora phaffii CBS 4417, 3837 nucleotides long. RefSeq names its product FG-nucleoporin NUP159 (gene NUP159). The record is from RefSeq and is a predicted model, not a curated record. Bases 1 to 3837 code for a protein of 1278 amino acids. Gene Ontology annotation, molecular function: protein binding. NCBI's taxonomy places the organism in Eukaryota, Fungi, Ascomycota, Saccharomycetes, Saccharomycetales, Saccharomycetaceae. The transcript has a single exon.
AUGUCAAUUAUUAGCAAUGAACUAGAGACAAAUGUCUCUGACGAUUUUGGUUUUAAGGCGCUGGGUUUGAAAAACAUUUUACCACCUUAUACAUCUAAUAAACCAUAUGCGUCAUUACAAAACUUUGAUAUCUCGAAUGAGAGAGAAUUAUAUAUUGCAGCCACUGGCAAUAAGAUUGUGGUUGGUAAGGUACAAAAUUUAAGAGAGUUUGUGGUUGUUGAUGAACCUGAAGCAGAGGGAAUUGAGGAUGAAAAUACAAUAAAAUUGGAAUUCUUAUGGGAAGAUGAUGUGGAGAAUGUCAUUUUUGUUAAAUUCACAACUAAUCAUAUCAUUUUUGUAUGUAGUACUGGUGAAUUAUAUUCCUUGGAUUAUGAUAAUAUACAAGAAGGUAAGAAAUUAUUGCAUACAUUAAGCAAUGAAAUAAGAGAUAUGAAAAUUCAACAUUCUACGAAUUUACUUUUGUUAUUAUUAAAAUCAUCCAAGUUAUUAUGUUACAACUAUGAAACUGGCCAAGAACUUAAAGAGAUAAGUGAUAAUGUGCUAUCAUUUGACAUAACUUACAAAAAAUUGGCUCUGGCAUUUUCGAAAGAGGACUCCAAACAGAUUAAAUUACUAGAUGCAACAAACACAGAAUUUAAAGAAGAACAAUCGAUCGACUAUCCAACUGAAGUGAUUGAAUUUUGCGAUGAAGGCUAUAGCACUGUAAACGUAACUAUAUUAAGCGACUCGCAGUUACUCAUGGUUCUUGAUGAAGUUUAUGAUAGACUACAUGAAGAAGAUGAAAUCAGUUAUGAUCAAAAGAUGUAUGUGAUUGAUCUCACACUUCCGGAAGUUUCAUUCAAAGAGUCAUUUGAUAUUACACCUGCAUUUGGAUCUGUUUUAAGAGUCCCAACUUUAUAUAACAUUAUAUUAAAUGGUUUGAUUGAUGAUAAAAAACAAUUGAAUGUAAUUGGGUCUUCUUGUGCGAGUGAAUUGACUAUAAUUGAUGAGAGUGGAGUUUUACAACCGUCACAAGAUGGUGAAAGGGCUAUUUUGCCAAUCAAUAAAGAAACUGACAAUGAUACAAACCCUAUUGGUAUCGCUAUUGAUAUAUCAUCUAGUGGGGUCAUCAGUGACCCAUGUAUGGGCGUAGACAAGAUUGAUCAAAUGGCUUUAAUAUAUAUUUUAACUGAUGACGGUAGUAUAAUAAUAGAUGGUAUUUACGAUUCCAAAGCAAUGAAAGAAGGUAAGUAUAAUAUUGAUAAUUUAAAAAAUCGAUUGCAUACUCGCGAAAACUUCUCAAUAGAAGAAGCAACUAAAGUUAAUAAUUUACCCACUCCAGAAAAAACUGAUGAUAGUAGUCUAGCAUUGAAGCUAGACACAGAUGAUGAUCUUGACAUCUCUAGUAAACUAUCAUUAGAUGUUAAUAAUGACCAGCCUGAUAAUGUGAAAUCACAUUCUAUUUUUGAAAACCCAGCAUUUGGCAGUACUGGAUUUGGUUCCACUGACAGCAAACCAGCUUUUGGCAGUACUGGAUUUGGUUCCACUGACAGUAAACCAGCAUUUGGCAGUACUGGAUUUGGUUCCACUGACAGCAAACCAGCUUUUGGCAGUACUGGAUUUGGUUCGACCGAUGCUAAACCAGCAUUUGGUAGUACUGGAUUCGGUUCGACUGACAGCAAACCAGCUUUUGGCAGUACUGGAUUUGGUUCCACUGACAGUAAACCAGCAUUUGGCAGUACUGGAUUCGGUUCGACUGACAGCAAACCAGCAUUUGGCAGUACUGGAUUCGGUUCCACUGAUAAAAAAUCACCAUUUGCCGGCACUGCCUUUGGAACCACUGGAACUAAAUCACUAUUUGGAACUUCUUCCUUCGGUCAGCUAUCGACAGAAUCAAAUAAACAAUCUCCUUUUGCCAAAUUAUCUUUAAAUAAAGGAAAUUCUGAUUCUAUCGAUAAUCCAUUUUUGAAACCAACAGAACAAAUGAAAUCUAAUUUAUCAAUUGAAAAUAAUUCUAACAUCACAGCCUUCAGUCCUUCAAAAUCUGUAAGAAGCGAUAAUGAAGGGGAUGAAUCAUUUGAUAUAACAGAAUCUGAGUUAGCAAAUGAAAAUGAUAAUGAUGAGAAGGAUUAUGUUGUUUUAGAAAAAGAAAACCCACUAGACAAUGCACCAAUUAAGGACAUAAACGAAGAAGCAGACUCGGUAUCUAUAAAAAGUGAUUACGAAGUUACGUCUGAUACUGCUGGUUAUGGGCAUGAAGAAAAUAAUCGUGACGUAAAAGAGGAUCAAAGUAUUUCCAUUUCUUCUGACGAAAACAUCUCUCCCUCAUCUGAUUUGAGUGAUUCGACUAUUAAUCAAACGCCAAUUUCAAAUAUUCCUGAUACCAUUAAUGAUGAAACAGAUGUAAAAGUAGCUUCAACCAAAACAAUGAAUGAACCAAAAACAUUUUCUCUCGCCAACUUCACAGAUAGGUUGAAACAGAAAACAAAUAUUGAUACUGACUCUACUGCGCUUUCAUUUCCUGAUAGAACUGCUAAAACAAAUAAUUUAUCACCAUUUGCAAGUUACACGUCAGAAAUUCAUAAACCUACGACAUCAUCAUUUUCAUUAGGUAGUAAUGAUGUUAAUAAGGAAGAUGAUGAAAAGGUAGAGGAUAGACAUUCGCCCUCGUUAAAUGAUUUAGCAACACCAUCUGCUACUGAGAUUCCGAAUGAUAAUAUUGAAAAUCUUGAUAUUAUAGAUCAUUCUGCUGAAUUAUUUGAACAAAAUUCAACACCAUCAGUAGACGAUGACAUCGAAAAUGAAAGAGCAAAUUUAUCAUCUCCUGAAGAAUUGAUUGAUGAUGACGCAGAAGUUUCUGAAAACACAUCAGAUUCUCCCAAUAAUGACAAGCCGCUUAUGACUGAUUUUGCCAUGCAAGUACAAUGUGCCGGACAAUGUGACAUUGGCAAUCAAACAAUAAUUAAAGAAGCCUGUGAUUUUUCAAUGUUAUCAUUCGAAGAUGAUGAGGAAUACCUCUCAAAGGUCACCGUUCCAAAGCGUUUAGGUAACUUUUAUUCUGGAGCAUUAAUUGAUAAACUAGAAUCAGUUUCCACAAAUGUUAAUUUACAAGCUAUUGAAAAAACCUGCAGUUUCAUUGAUGCUGAAAUAUCGGUAUUAGAAUUAAACAUAAAGACAUUAAAAGAUUUUAUAUCAGAUCAUUCCAUAGCCCAAAUCGAAAAAAGAACAGAUUUGACAUUACCAAAUAUAUACUCAUGGAGAUUAGCAGAAGCAAAAACAUUUACUGAAAUAUUAAGUAAAAUUUCUACUGAUGUGGCUAAUAUUUUCACAGAUGUCAGUCACUGUGAUGAAGAUGCAUCUAUAUUAUAUUCAAAAAUUUCUUCUAUCAUCGAGUCUAAAAACGAAGUCACAUCCAUCAUUGAUCAGUUUCAGAAUGGUUUAGAUAAUAUUAAAUCAUCAGACUUUUUAUCCUGCUAUCAAGAGGCACUUCAAAACAAAUUACGUGUAUCCAUCAAGAAUAUUUUAGAUAAAUUAAAACUUAUUGAGGAGUCGACUAAUUUGUUAAAAGUCUACACAAUUAGAAAUGAUAGUUUAAAACAGAACCCUUAUGUCAAUAAAUUGAUAUCUGAUUCAAUGAACCGUGGUACAUUAUUGGAACAAAUAAAAGGCCUAAGACAGGAUGUAUCGCAUCUCUCUAUUAGUGACAAUCAAAAGCAGUUAGAACUGGUAAAAUCUUCAACAGUUUCGCGUUUGGGACUAAAUUCGUAUAAAGAUUCAGAAUCAAUAAAAAUUUCCGAAACAGCUUUAAGAAUGAAUACAAAGAGAGAGAUUGGUAUAUUGUUCAAAGAAAUAUUAUAA